AUGGCAAACAAUCUAGCAGUGAAACCCAAAGGUACUGUAUCACCAGAACCAGAGCUUGAAUCGUCUCUGCAAGACCUGUCCCUCAAGGAAACGGAAAAGAAGAAAAAGAAUCCCAUCAAGGACAUCCCGAAAUUGCAAACACCAACAAGCCCACCCCCUAAACAGAAAUCCGAGAAGGCCAAGAGCAGCAGCCCCGUCGCAGAUUCCUGGGAAGACGAGGCAGACUCGCUUUCCGAGGAGGACAGCAAGGAGAAAAACAACAAUGCAGCCAGCAGUGGCAACAACAGCAACAGGAAUAAGAUAACAAUAAACAACAAAUAUAAUAAUUACAGCGAUAAUGAUAGCACGCCGAUAUCACCCAUCGCCGCGAGGGAUGGAAUCCGAGAACCCCCACCAACACCCAGCUCGCCUCAGCAGUUCUCGGCGCCCUGGGUCGGUCUAAAUGCGGCCCCGUACUCAUCAUAUGGCGGGUCGAAUACAAAUAUGAAUACCAUCAGACCGUCUCCAGCUGGUCGCAUUGCAGCGGAUCGCAGGCCGGAGAAGCAGACCGCCGUGGCAGGUAGGUUGAUUGCUGGGGCUUUGGGGAUUAGGGCACCGAAGAGGACGGAAGAGCAGCGGGCCUAUGACCGGGCUGUGAAGGAACAAGAAAUCAAGCGGCGUAAUGAGGAGAGGGAGAAGGCGGCUAAAGCUAGGGAGGAGGAGGAAAGGGCGAAGGCUGCUAUUUGGGACGACUAG
This is a messenger RNA of Monascus purpureus, 735 nucleotides long. The record is from the annotation of a GenBank genome assembly. NCBI's taxonomy places the organism in Eukaryota, Fungi, Ascomycota, Eurotiomycetes, Eurotiales, Aspergillaceae.